CUAAUGAAAGGCACUUGUAGGGGAAGAGAUUGGGCCAGCCUGCUGCUUUUUCUCUCCACCGUUGGUUUUCUCUUCCCCUCCUUUUUUUCUUCUUCUUCCUGCAACUGUCAGAGAAAGGAGAGUGGGAAAAUUCCUUCAAGUUACUUCAGCUUCAGGUUAACUGUGCGAUUUCAACAUGCACACUGAAGUUUGGGUGCACCCCGUGCUAGUGCCUCUGAUUCUAAUUCUGCUCUCAAGCGUGGAGGACACAUUGUUGCAGUCUGUGAGCCAGGUGGCUGGCGUGUGUCGACUCUCCACUGAGUCUUCCCUGCGUCGCUGCCGGACACCCGAUGGCAACAUCUGCAGCGGGAGGGGCAAGUGUGACUGCGGUGUGUGCGUGUGCCAGGCGUCAGAUCCAGGGAAAUUCUUUGGGCCUCGCUGCGAGUGCCAUGACUGGGUCUGUGCCACACACAAUGAAAAAAAUUGUAAUGAUCACGGCUACUGCGACUGCGGGAAGUGUGAGUGUGAUGACGGCUGGUUUGGAGAGGCCUGCCAAUUUCAAGAGGAGUGUAACCUUUCUGGAAAAAAGAGCAGGGAGAAGUGCAGAAACCCACAGGGGGUGGUAUGCUCCAACAGAGGGACUUGCCACUGCGGUAGCUGCAUGUGCAAAAAUGAAGACCACAAAGGCCUGGUGACGGGACCCUUCUGCGAGUGUGACGACAGCGAGUGUCUGGAUGAGGAGACUGGUGAAGUGUGUGGAGGCCACGGCCAGUGUUACUGUGGAAACUGUUACUGUGCUGCUGGUUGGCAUGGAGACAAAUGUGAAUUCCAGUGUGACAUCAGCCCAUGGGAAAGCAAACGCAGAUGCUCAUCUCCAGACGGCAAAAUCUGCAGCAACCGAGGCACCUGUGUGUGUGGGGAGUGCAGCUGUUAUGAUGUGGAUCCCUCUGGCGACUGGGGCGAUAUUCAUGGCAACACCUGCGAGUGUGACGAGAGGAACUGCCAUGCCACCUACGACCGAUACACCGAUGACUUCUGCUCAGGUCACGGUCAGUGUCACUGCGGCAGGUGUGACUGCAAGGAUGGCUGGUCCGGAAAGAAGUGCGAGCAUCCGCUCUCCUGCUCCAUUUCUCUGGAGAGCAGCCUGAAGAAGUGCCGGGGAACGUCCAGACUGCCCUGCUUUGGACGAGGUCAGUGCCAGUGUGGACAAUGUACUUGUCACCCACCUGGGGACAGUCGAGUUCAUGGCAAGAACUGCGAGUGUGACGACCGACAGUGUGAGGACCUCUCAGGGGAGGUGUGCGGGGGUCACGGUUACUGCUCGUGUGGACGCUGCAUUUGUGAGGACGGUUGGUUUGGCAAACAGUGCCGCUUCCCCAGGUCAUGUGAUAUAAGUGACGCCCAAAGCAAGGAGCAGUGCGAGACUGCCGAUGGAGUCCUCUGCAGUGGCAAAGGUUCCUGUCACUGCGGCCAGUGUAUCUGUUCCACCAAGGACUGGUGGGUGUCUGGAGAGUACUGCGAGUGUGAUGACAGAGAGUGUGACAAACAUGAUGACCUUGUCUGCACAGGGAACGGACUGUGCAACUGCGGCACCUGCGAGUGCUGGGACGGCUGGACCGGGAACGCGUGCGAAAUCUGGGUGGGGGCCGAGUACUGAGACCCUCAAAAGCAACAAGGAAUCAAAGCUUGGAGAAGCAAAACAUGGACUUGGUUUUAUUUCUUGUAUUAUACUGGCUCCAAGCUAUUUUUUUGUAAAAUUCGGUUCACUAUUUUUUUUUUUUUUUAAUCACACACUUAUUCCGCUGAUAUGCAAAAUCGGAUGCAAGUUGACAAACUAAGACAAAUGAGGCAAUGGAGGCAGACAGUUUGCAUUGUUUGAGCAUUUUUAUUUCUUUUUACUUUCUUGUUUUGUUUUUUUAAAUAAAACAUUAAAUAUGCCGCAUGACACGACAAUUUGCAUGGAAAACAAUGUGAAGACCUUAAACAUACAUACAUGGUUACAAAUUUGGUUUAUAACAUGACAUAACUCCAAAUGGGCAUACUUGCAAUGGUAUAUAGUGUUACAUAUUUGUUUUUAAAAAAAUAAAUCAUUUCAAUAGUGA
Messenger RNA from Hippocampus comes (tiger tail seahorse), 2081 nucleotides. It is a transcript of the gene itgbl1, whose product is annotated as integrin, beta-like 1. The transcript is spliced from 11 exons. The coding region runs from base 176 to 1636 and encodes 486 amino acids. Gene Ontology annotation, molecular function: integrin binding. Gene Ontology annotation, cellular component: focal adhesion; cell surface; integrin complex. Gene Ontology annotation, biological process: cell migration; cell-cell adhesion; cell-matrix adhesion. NCBI's taxonomy places the organism in Eukaryota, Metazoa, Chordata, Actinopteri, Syngnathiformes, Syngnathidae. The record is from RefSeq and is a predicted model, not a curated record.